UUAGUUCAGAGCCCUCUUUGAUUCCAAAUAGCUGCAGCCUAGCGGGCUGGCUCAGAGAGGAGGGCAGGGGGUGGUAAACAGUGCAGAAGGCCAGUUAGAGAAAGGAGAGAAGGAGAGAAACAGGAGACCAUAAAGAGGAAAAAGUGAGAAGAAAAGAAAGUUCUAGGUUUGAAGGAAGACUAACUCACUGUACACGAGGAAGGAAGACAGAAGGAAGCAUGGGGUCAGAGAAAAGUCCAGUGGGGUCUGGUGGAGGGCAGAAGAAGGCCAAGGCUGACCGAGGAGGCCCAGACGCUGAGGGACGCCAUACAUGUUGCGGUUGUCGCUUCCCGCUUCUCAUCGCCCUGCUGCAGCUGCUCCUCGGCAUCACUAUCACGGUGGUGGCCUUUCUCAUGACCACCAUCAGCCCCUCUCUGCUGGCCAGGGAGACACCUCAUUGGGCUGGAAUCAUUUUGUGCAUUGUAUCCGUGCUGGGUUUUGUGCUCUAUUUCAUCACCUAUCUGCCUGAUGAGAGGACCUACACACAGUUCAUCAUAAAGCUUUUGUACUUCCUCCUGUGUUCAGUGGGACUAGUCAUCUCCAUUGUAGUCAUCGCCUUUCAGGGCCACCACUACUCUCUGACCAAUGGCUUCAUAUGCAGGGAGAUACGCCAGGACUGUAUAUGCGCCUUGGAGCCAGAGGACCCCAUCGCACGCACCUUCGCCUACACCGGGGUGACAGACUGCACUGCCGUCACAAGCACUCUCAUGCUGUACUACCUGCUGCAGAUGGUGUUGAAUCUGGCGCAGGCAAUCGUCUGCUUGUUAGGAGCAUUUAUCAUGUGGAAACACCGCUAUCAGGUGUUCUUCGUGGGAUUGCAGAGGGGUUCACCCUCUACUCAGCAAUGGCAGAAGGUUUAAGAGCAGGACAGGGACAAAGGCUUGGCACAAGGAAAAAGGACAAAAGUUUUGCUGGGAGCAAAACAUGUGAAACAGUUGAGUGUGUGGUGUGUCGAGGGAAAAUCCAGAUUUUACCACAGCAUGUCUAUUUGUGUGAGUGUACAGCUGAAGAAACACUUUGCAUGGCGUGGCAGUAGCAUACUGUACAGUGGCAGUAAAUUACAGUUUCCUGUCCUUUUUAAGGCUCCUGUAUUUUUCUGUAUUGGCGUCUGGACGUUUCCACUAAAAUAAAUGUAUCCUUGCUUUUG
This is a messenger RNA of Clarias gariepinus (North African catfish), 1186 nucleotides long. It is a transcript of the gene sspn, whose product is annotated as sarcospan (Kras oncogene-associated gene). NCBI's taxonomy places the organism in Eukaryota, Metazoa, Chordata, Actinopteri, Siluriformes, Clariidae. Bases 219 to 899 code for a protein of 226 amino acids. The record is from RefSeq and is a predicted model, not a curated record. The transcript has 3 exons. Gene Ontology annotation, cellular component: sarcolemma; dystrophin-associated glycoprotein complex.